GUUAAUUGUCAGUCAGAAAGUUUUAAGCUAUUUUCGGAAGUUCAAAUCAAAUUUCAUUAGUUACAUAAGAUAUGGAAAAGAAAUUUCACUACACAAGACUCAAGAAUUCCAUACAGAAAGCCACCACACAAAGCAACGACUAUUGCAACUCUCUAGAGGAGCAACACAACAACGAGCAGCAAUCGGAGCAGAAAAAAGUAACUGCUGACUUGGCUGUCGUUCCAUCCAAACAUCAAGUGACUAAGGAUAUAACAAAAGGCAAACAGAAACCGAAACCGAAACCGAAGCCGAAACGCAUUCUGCAAGGAUUGGCGAUAGAGUAUCACAAGUUGGUGCGCGACAUCAAGUAUCAUUUGCCCGAUUCGCAUUUACCCAACUCUGGAGUGCGAUUAGCAGCAGAAGCAAGCCAAAGAAUAUCGGCGUACAGACAGCUGGGCGGAGAAGAGAACGAGUUAAAGAAGGAGGAGGAGGAGAAGGACACAAGCCAGGUGGAGAUUUGUUUUGUUCAGCUCUUUCGACAGCGAAUGUACUACGAAGAAUUGGGCAUUCCAUUGACACCACUCGAGCUCAUCUACAUGACUGACUGUGAUCGUGAGUGGCGGCGACGUGAACAGGCCAAGAAAUCAAUGAUGGAUCAGGAUCAACAGCAGCAGCAGCAGCAUCAGUAUCGGAAACUCGAUCGUGGCGAUGGCGAUGGCGAUGGAGAAGAAUACGCUUCAAAGUCGCAGAUGAGUGAGGCCAAAGAGAGUAAGGAGUUGGAGCACUUCAACAACGAAUGUAUUUGGUGCAGGGCUGUGCAACGACAACAGGAAACAGAGUUGCCAUCUCCAUCUCCACCUCCUGCAGAUCAUCAGUUCGCUUAUAGUCAACGCUGCGAGUCCACUUCAAAAGCAGAGCGACACGAGAAGCAUGUGAAGUGCCAUGAACUGCGACGCACACAGAAAUACAUGAAUUUGCCGGAGCAAGUUGUGGCGCAAAUGCGAUCGCAACAAGCUUACGGAAAUGAGAUGAAAAUGUUGCUGGCACCGUGGACAACGCGAAUGCAAGACGAUCGCGAUGUGGUUGUUGCGAUGCGUGGUCAGCAGGAGCAGCAGCAGCCAACGAAUGUGGAGAGCAGCGAUUCGUUGGCUGAAUUCAGUACGGAAAGCGAGUCGAGUUGUUGCUCAAUCACAAGUGAGAUGAGUGCGUCAUCAUCGAUCGAUGAGUUGAGCGAAGUGUGGUACAAUCCGUAUGCCUAUCAGCAGGUGACAGUGGAGAAUCGUAGUUCGCUCUUUGGCGAAUUCAAAUCGAUAGAUGCCCAGCAAACGGGACACAAAGGUGCCCAAGUUGUGGAUGCUCGCACAGCUGAGUUGGCGCUGCAACGUGUCAAGUAUUUGGCCAAUCGAUACGAGUUGUUGCAGCCGGAGGAACGCACCAUUGAGUUGGCGCUACGUUUGCGGCAAUUGCGUUUCUUUCUGGAGAAAGCCAAGCACAAGUUCUACAAACACUUGAACAUUGUCGAAAGUCGCACAAAAGAUCGACAACAACAACUUCUAUACGAUUGCCCCAUGCAUGCGGCAGAGAAAUGUGCCAAGGUGAUGAAUGAAACGCUGUUGACGCAUUUCAUUGUCUCACAUUUGCAGGCACCAGGGCUGCGGCUUAAUGAGAUCUCUGAUCACAGCAAACAGCUGAUCAAGUUCAAGCCUGUGACAUUCUCACGCACCAGCAACAUUUGCAUGUCGAUUGCGCUACUCGAUGGCUUUCGGCACUCCGCAAUUCCAUCAACCAUUCACAACGAAGCUUUAAGCUUGUCCUAUCGCCAGUACGCCAGCUUUUUGCCAUUCUUUGUGAUGGCGCGACGCAUUUGGCUGCCAACUGAGUCCGUUGAGGAGGGCGAGAAUGCCAUGGCUCUGUGGAUUGUUAGCCUCGAUUUGGCUCAGUGUAUUUACGCUCAUCUCACCGUCUUCAAUCGCCGCCUCGAUGUCAGUCGGUGUGGCAUUGUCCGAGUGCGCGGACUGAGCUCAAAUCACAAGCCCGAAGAGUUUAUGGCGCAGAGCACAAACUAUUUGCGUCUCACCGCUCAGGAUUUGCGCGUGCUCACCAACAACUACAAAGAGUGCAUCUAUAUGGAAGUUUAUUUUCGCGAGUUCACUGAUUACGAGUAACAAAACUCGUUUUC
This is a messenger RNA of Drosophila sulfurigaster albostrigata, 2158 nucleotides long. RefSeq lists its product as uncharacterized. The record is from RefSeq and is a predicted model, not a curated record. The transcript is spliced from 3 exons. Bases 72 to 2144 code for a protein of 690 amino acids. Lineage: Eukaryota; Metazoa; Arthropoda; Insecta; Diptera; Drosophilidae.